CAUGGCGGCGCUGUAGGCUGCGCGUCCGGCCGUGACGGGCCGCGCCUGUGCCACGAUGGAUGGGGGCGACGGGAGCGCUGACCUCGUCAUUAACAAGCGCUUUGUGUCCGAAGCGGAGCUAGAAGAGCGGCGCAAGAGGAGGCAGGAGGAAUGGGAGAAGGUCCGGAAACCUGAAGAUCCCGUAGAAUGCCCCGAGGAGGCAUAUGACCCACGUUCGUUGUAUGAAAGACUUCAGGAGCAGAGAGAAAAGAAACAGCAGGAGUUUGAGGAGCAAUUUAAAUUCAAAAAUAUGGUAAGAGGUUUAGAUGAAGACGAGACAAAUUUCCUUGAUGAGGUUUCUCGGCAGCAGGAGCUAAUAGAAAAGCAACGAAGAGAAGAGGAGCUGAAAGAGCUGAAUGAAUACAGAAGCACUCUCACCAAAGUGGGAGUCAGCGCGGACCCAAAGAAGGAAACUGAGAAGAAAUUGCCCAUGAAGUCAGUGGAAAACAAGAACAAAUUCUCUCAGGCAAAGCUGUUGGCAGGAGCUGUGAAACACAGAAGUUCGGACGGUGGGAACAGCGUGAAGAGGCUGAAACUAGACUCUGAGCACGACGAGAAGAGUCAAGAGAAGACGCCCGGCGUCGCCCUGGGGAGCGGYGCGGUGGGAGGCUCCGCGGUGCACUGUCCCUCGGCCGCCGUGUGCAUAGGGAUCCUGCCCGGCCUGGGCGCCUACUCGGGAAGCAGCGACUCCGAGUCCAGCUCGGACAGCGAGGGCACCAUCAACUCCACCGGGAAGAUCGUCUCCUCCGUCUUCCGUAGCAACAGUUUCUUUGAUGGUCAAUAGCAAAACCCCUCCGUGUGUAAUGUAGUGCAGAGUCUCUUCCAGGGCCCUGGUGGAUGCUUGAUGCAUCCUUUGCCCCAAAUGUGAUUUUCCCAGCUAACCUUUCAGUUUAAGCCUUGGUACCCUCAGAUUCUUCUAAAACAACCCAUCCAAUCCCCACCUUUCUCUUUCUUUUUCUUGUUCUUUUUCUUUGUUUUUCGUCUUCCCUCUCAACUUUGCAGUUCUGGGGUGUGUACCGAGCCCGAGGGGAAGGUUGCCACCCCAAAGCAGAGGGCACAUCUACCAACGUAAUCAAGGUCUGGCGAUAGGGAAGGGAAGGCCUUAUCUUUUAAAUUUCUUAAGGAAAGGAAAAACAAAAAUCCUGG
Molecule: messenger RNA, 1185 nt
Organism: Nothoprocta perdicaria
Lineage: Eukaryota; Metazoa; Chordata; Aves; Tinamiformes; Tinamidae
Gene: PSME3IP1
Product: family with sequence similarity 192 member A
Exons: 7
Coding region: 56-823 (255 amino acids)
Cellular component (GO): nucleus
Source: RefSeq, a predicted model, not a curated record